Molecule: messenger RNA, 578 nt
Organism: Diabrotica virgifera virgifera (western corn rootworm)
Lineage: Eukaryota; Metazoa; Arthropoda; Insecta; Coleoptera; Chrysomelidae
Exons: 2
Coding region: 72-536 (154 amino acids)
Molecular function (GO): odorant binding
Source: RefSeq, a predicted model, not a curated record
AUGGACCGUAUAUAUAAACGGUUAGUUAUUUUUGUUAUUAUUCUCAAUACAUCAUUACAAGAUAACUUAUAAUGUUGAAGUACGCGAUAACUUUGUUAUUUUUAUUUUAUUUCGUCUGGAGUGAGGUAUCCGCUUCAAAUGAAUAUAAAGAUAAAAUUACCAACUGUGAAAAACAAGAGGGUCUUAAAUUUGAGGAUCUUUUGGACAAUUUAAAAAAAUAUCUUGAACUAUCAGCAGAAGUUUACGGGGAACUUCCAAUGAAAGCGUUUAAUCUAUGCCUUUACAAAUCUGUAGGCCUGAUAACCAAAUACGAUGAAUACGACCCAAGAGAAGCUUCAAAAUUAAUACAACUGUUUUUCCCUGAAAACACUACAAAUACUCUUAGCCUGCAAGAGAAGACAAGAAUAACUGACAAGAUUACGCAGAACUGUUUACAAUAUUUAUUUGGACAUUGUCCAAUGCCGGGUGCUUAUGAAAUGAGUUUAUGUAUUCUUAGAGAAUAUAAGAACUUCUCUAAAGUAGAUCGUGUAUUGUAAUACUUUAAUAUUAUUAAACAAUAAAAUUUUAACAAAUUUAAA